Messenger RNA from Python bivittatus (Burmese python), 2955 nucleotides. Its product is annotated as transmembrane O-mannosyltransferase targeting cadherins 4. NCBI's taxonomy places the organism in Eukaryota, Metazoa, Chordata, Lepidosauria, Squamata, Pythonidae. Gene Ontology annotation, cellular component: endoplasmic reticulum; cytosol. The record is from RefSeq and is a predicted model, not a curated record. Gene Ontology annotation, molecular function: protein binding; gamma-glutamylaminecyclotransferase activity; mannosyltransferase activity. Gene Ontology annotation, biological process: protein O-linked glycosylation via mannose; endoplasmic reticulum unfolded protein response.
AUAGUUAAAAUCUUAUAAAACUGAAUUACAGAAAACAACUUGUUGUAAAGCAUGUCCAUUUCAGUUUUGAUCUUACGAAAACGGCUUUUCCACAUCAAAUUCCUAGCUCUUGGUUACUGAAGUUUUGACUUUUGCUGGAUUUGCAUAGAAAACCAACGCUUGAUGUGGGGUAUUUGGUUGGGCCGAGGGAGAAGAGGAGGCAGAGUACAAAGAAUCUGUGGGAUAACUGCUAAUUUACUGCUCUUUGUUGAGCAGCUUGAUAUAAGCAAUGAGAAUAAAUUUUUAAAAAUAAAAUCCAAAAUAUUGUACAAAUAUUCUUGAUAGAAAGUCCUGUAUUAUAUUGUGAAUUACCAUUUUCAUGAUUACACCAUUUUUUAAUAAACAUGUAUAGCACAAUCCAUAGCAAGCUUGACAGAUUGGUCAAGUUUAAGUCUGAGGUUUCUCCGGGGGGAUUAAUAAAUGUUGAUUUAUAUCAGUAUUUUAAGUUCUCUGGAUUUAAAUUAAAGUAAAUUCACUCUGCUUGAUUCCCAAGUUGGUCACCCAAAAUAAUGGCAGAAAAAAUUGGAAGAGGUGGAGUGAUUCAUCUGCUGCUACCCUCCAACACAGUAACAGCUAUUUUGCUAAAGACCUAGGCGCGCCCUAACACUGCACGGCAUUCUUGCAGAAACAAGAAACAAAAUCCAGAAGCCAAACAGUGAAUGGACAGCUUGUUUUCCAGUGGCUCUGCAGCAUUCAGUGAGAGCUGAUUUCCCCAUUAAUGCCUUACAGCACCUCUUAAGAGUCCAGCUAUCAUACCAAAAUAACAGGCUUUCUAUCACUUCAUUGAUGGCUCAGUGAUCCUAUGAAGACACUGAAAUCAUCAGCGGGGAAACAGUUUGAGGAAAUCAGCUCCAGUUUUUAAUAAAAGACUAAUAAAAGAGCAAAAACGUGCUCUGCUGCUGCCACUGGGACUAGUUACAGCUGCUAUCAAUCGUGUUUCUAAUAAUAUUCCUUUAUUUUUGCAGACAUAAAUACAUAUGAAUAGCUGCUGUAUGUACAGGGCUUGUACAUUAAUUUGGGUACACCAGUGGCUGGACGGAAGAUGCAUUUUAAACAACGCCUGCAGAUUAGCACCAGGAACAGGAUACUGAAGAUGGCUUGGGAUGGGAGCCACCAAGAUCCCCUGCUCUGCUCCAUACAAAAGAGUCAGCAAAAGGAAUUCCAGAUGCCAUACUUCUUCCCUGUCUCCCACAUCCCCACCAUAUAAGUAGCAGUAGUCCUUCAACACGAAAAGAAAUUUAUGGCCCCAGUUAGUCAGUGGACUGAAGAUCUGAUAUGACUUGCAAGCUCUGAGCAAGCUGCAUAAAUUAUGUAUGGAGGAUUACAAUGAGAUAGUUCGUUCUUCAUUGAAACUGUUCAGCAGAACUUUAUAUACAGCUCCUUCAAUCGGAAGAAUGGCCCGGGUCUUCAUCUAUGGAACCCUAAAGAAAGGCCAGCCAAACUACCAACACAUGAUUAAUGGUGUUCAUGGGACAUCCAAGUUUGAGGGCAGAGGGCUCACAGUGGAGAAAUACCCACUAGUUAUUGCAGGGAAAUAUAAUAUUCCUUAUUUGCUGAAUAAUCCAGGAAAGGGGCACCGUGUCACUGGAGAAAUAUAUUUUGUUGAUCAUCAGAUGUUGCAAUUCCUUGAUGAAUUUGAAGGAUGCCCGAACAUGUAUCAGCGUACUCCGGUGAGAGUUGAGGUACUUGAGUGGGAAAGUAAAAGUAGCACGUCUGAAGGGAAAUCAGCGAUUAACAACAUUCUGGAAUGUUAUGUGUAUAGCACCACUACUUAUCAGCCAGAGUGGAUGCAUCUCCCUUACUAUGAUAACUAUGACUCCUUUGGGAAGCAUAAUCUUUCAUACGUGUUACGAGAAAGCAGAGAAUAGAAGCAGAAAAUCAAACAAUGCUUCAGGCUAAUAAUAUGAACAUCUACCAAGGUGCUGAAAAAAACCUUUAGUAUUUUAUGCUGAAAUGAGGUACUAUCUUAUUUCAUCAGAAUAUAGUUGACUUUACUUAUUUUACUAUGCUUCAGUUUUAAACUUCAUCAAGAAGACUAUUUGUGUGUGUGCGCGCACAUGUACAACUUCCACAUCAACCAAAAAUGGACCUGGAGGAAAAAAAAUAUCCAUCAAACAACAAAGAGAUGCCCUCAGGGUCCAGCUGUCUGUUUUUCAAUAACUUCCAAGUGAACAGGAUGAUGAAAGCAUGAUAUGAAUACCAAGACUCAUGAUAUGAAGCAUUGUUUCGCUAUGGUUAAACAGAGCAUUUCUUUAAUUUAAAUUAUGUUAAAAUACUACCAAUAGGUAGUCAUAUCACCUCCCAAAAAUGUGACACACGAACACAAUAUUGGAAGGGGAGAGAAAAGUGAUACUGAUAUAUUUUUUCAUUUCUUAGGGCCAAUUUCUGGUUAAUGUAGAUUUCUAUUCAGUUAUUGAUUUUAGUAUAUAUAAAUUGCCUCCCAAUGUUAUCUUCUGCUACUUAAGACUGUAUUGCUUAUUGUUGGUUGGGAGUUCUGAAUCAUCAAUAUUCUUGCAUUUUUACCAUCAAUGUAUAACCUUUCUGUAUCGGUGUACCCAUUUCCACUGUCUUUUUUCCCACUCACUUCUUGCAAUAUGUAAUUCAAUAUGUACAUCAUUCUGCUUUUCUUAAGAAUAUGAAACUUCUUAAAUAAAAUUAUUGUUAACUGUAUAGUAUUGGUGAUUUAAAAUUUGAUAAAAUUCUUAUAUCACUGUUGGUUUCAAAUAACAAGAUAACUUGUACAAACUUUUUAGAAAUUACGGAUUUUGAAAUUAAAAGAUCACACUAUUAUAGAGUUAUAGAAGACCUGAAAAAUGUAGGCUCUUCUGUUUAAAUUAAAUCUAGACUUUCUUAAAUGUAGCAAAUUCACAAGAGCUAAAAUAAAUCUAUACAUGAAUAAAAUAUUCAAUUUAAGCA